Molecule: messenger RNA, 4817 nt
Organism: Sebastes umbrosus (honeycomb rockfish)
Lineage: Eukaryota; Metazoa; Chordata; Actinopteri; Perciformes; Sebastidae
Gene: mrc1b
Product: mannose receptor, C type 1b
Exons: 31
Coding region: 81-4379 (1432 amino acids)
Molecular function (GO): signaling receptor activity
Source: RefSeq, a predicted model, not a curated record
AGCUGACAGUGUCAGUGGUAUUAAGAUUCCCUCCUUUUCAUGUUCAUGCUCAUAAGUCUUCUGCUUGCAAUGCGUUGACCAUGUCUGCUGCUCUGAGACUUAUCAGAAGAAUGCUGAGCCAGAGGAUAGCUCUUGCAGCCUUUGUGCUCUUCAUCCCAACGUGUGCAGUAAGAAACGAUUCCCCAUUCUCACUCACUAACCAGGCCACUGGUUUCUGUUUGGUGAGAAGAACAACCCGCUGCCUUGAAGUACGCUGGACGACCGGUGAUCGUCUUUUUGUUACCACAACCAAGAAGUGCCUGGGUGCUCAGGGCAAGAGCGUGGGGAGUGAAGUGAGCCUCUAUGAUUGUGAUGCCACCAGUGAGCUGCAAAAGUGGGAAUGCAAGAAUGAAACGCUGCUCGCCAUCAAAGGCGAGCAGCUCUACAUUGAAGUCAAACCUGAUCAAACAAUUGCUCUCUCAAGAACUGUCGGCCCGAACAACGAAAUCACAAUCACAGGGACGUCCAGCGGUGCUUGUUCGAGAACGUACAGAGAACUUUACACCCUUGAAGGAAAUGCGUUUGGUAAGAUCUGCACAUUUCCCUUCAUGUACAAAAACCGGUGGUAUGGAGACUGCACUACGUACGACUCUUCAAUAAAGCGACUUUGGUGUGCGAUUGAAACAAAAUAUGAACAUGAACAGUGGGGAUACUGCCCUACUUCUUCCACAGAGCACUGGGCCAAGAACAUCGCAACCGGAGCGUAUUACCAGACCAACACACAGUCGGUUCUGACCUGGGCCCAGGCUGAAUUCAGCUGCAAACAGCAGAGUGCCUCCCUGCUCAGUAUCAACGAUCCUCACGAUCAGGCUUUUGUCUCAGCACUAUUGGCAGCAGGGAAACACAAACUUUGGAUCGGGCUGGUCCUGGACCCAGAACAUGGCUGGCAGUGGUCUGAUGGGAAGCCCUUCCGUUAUCUGAGAUGGAGUGCAGGAAAUCCAGCUCCUAAUCCGGGACACAACUGUGCAUUUCUUGACUCUGCUGGGCUGCACACUUGGCAAAGUUCAUCCUGCGGCAAGAAACUAGGCUACGUCUGCUACAAAGACGGGGCCCCGCCAGCUCCCACACAAAUUGAGCAAGGAUUUUGUUCAACGCCUUGGAUUCCCUACAAUGGCCACUGCUUCCACCUUCAGCGUUCUAUUCAAACAUGGUCUGUUGCUCAGAGAGAGUGCCGCAAAGAAGGAGGGGACUUAGUGAGCAUUCGCAAUCUGGAGGACCAAAGCUUUGUCAUCUCGCAACUUGGAUUCGCAUCCACUGAUGAGCUUUGGAUUGGACUGAAUGACAUAAGGACAGAGGGGCUGUUUGACUGGAGCGAGCACUCGACUGUCAGCUUCACCAGCUGGGAGUUUGGGAAACCUGGUGUUUCCGCUAAUGUAGAUGACUGUGUUCUCAUCAGGGGACAGAAUGGAAACUGGGCGGAUCGCUCAUGUGAUGAGAAACAUGGCUUUAUCUGUAUGAAGCAGAGUGCCACUGAAGAGACCGGAGAUGAAGUAGAUGUGGAUAUAGGCUGCAAAGCUGGGUGGAAAAGACAUGGCUCCUACUGCUACUUUGUAGGAACGGGGACAAAGACAUUUGAUGAAGCUAAAGAGGAUUGCAAGACCUCAGGCUCCUACUUAGUUGAUGUUUCAAAUGGGGUGGAUAACUCCUUCCUUGUCAGCAUGGUGGGGCUGAGACCAGAGACAUACUUCUGGAUAGGCCUCUCAAAUCAGAAAAACCUUGAUCAAUUUGUGUGGACCAACACAGACUCGGUGGGGUUUACUCACUGGAACUCUCAAAUGCCAGGUUACGAACAGGGCUGCGUUGCCAUGAGAACUGGGACUUUGGCCGGACUCUGGGAUCUGCUGCCCUGCACCAACCAGGAGAAAUACAUCUGCAAACACCUGGCAGAGGGGGCAGUUGUAACCAUUCCACCGCCAACUCAAGCUGCUCUUAAGUGUGUGGAAGGUUGGACUCAAGUCGGAACAAGAAACCUCUGCUCUAAGUUUUUCACAGGUCCUCGUUCAGGUGAGAAGACCUGGUUCGAGGCCAGGGAUUACUGCAGGGCCAUUGGAGGAGACCUGCUCAGCAUCCACAGCAGUCCUGAGCUUUUUAUAGGACGCAGACACGGAAGAGCCUGGAUUGGACUUCGUUCUCCUGACCCGACCACUGGUUAUGUAUGGAGCGAUGGAUCCCCAGUAAACUUCCUGCACUGGCAGGAAGGAGAGCCAAACAAUCAUAAUAAUGACGAAUCUUGUGCUGAAUUCAGAAUGUAUAAUGCGGAUGAAGCCGGGUCUUGGAACGAUGCGAACUGUGAGGGUUACAAUGACUGGCUCUGUCAGAUCCGCGGAGGAAUGAUUCCAAAACCACCACCAAAUGAUACUGCAGUAGACUUUAACACCACUUCCGAUGGUUGGCUUGUGUGGAGAGGGAAUCACUAUUAUAUUAACCAUCACUCAAUGUCCAUGGAGGAUGCUCGUCAAUACUGUCAGCAGAGGCAUGGGGACUUGGUAUCUAUCAACAGUAAAGAUGAAAGUGUGUUCUUAUGGAAACAGGUUUCCAGAAGUUAUGGUAACUAUUAUAUAGGUCUGUCAGUGGAUCUUGAUGGGACAUUUUGGUGGAUGGAUGGUUCUCCAGUGGGGUUACAAAAAUGGGAUGAAAAUCAACCAAAUUCGGAAGUCUUUGAUCAGAACUGUGUUAGUAUGACUUAUUAUAUGGGCUUCUGGCAAACUUGUAAUUGUGGCCAAGAGCGCCAGUCCAUUUGUAAACGAGGAAACUCAGCACCUGUCAACACCACUGUAGCCCCCAUAGAGCCCCCUAAAGGCGGCUGUCCACUCAAGUGGACCAAAUUUGACUCAAAGUGUUACAAUAUCAUUACUAACCGUGUGGCCACCUGGGAAACCGCAAGGGCACAGUGCAUUACCAUUGGUGGCAAUUUAGUCUCCAUUCCCACAAGGCGUGAGCAAGCAUUUUUGACCACCAAAAUGGCUGAAACAGCAACUACAGACCUGUGGAUUGGUUUAAAUUGUUUAAAACAAGAUGGCUUUUACUGGACUGAUGGCAAAGCAAGACGAUACACCAACUGGGGCUAUUCUAAACAUCGACGUCGUCAGGGGACCUUUUAUCAAAGAUGGAAUGAGGAAGAGUGUGUUGUGAUGAACGGCAAUCCUUCCCUUGGCACCGGUAAAUGGUUAAUUAAGCCCUGCAAUGACACCAAUGGAUUUGUCUGUCUUCGAAAUCUUGACCAAAAUAUCCAGCCUCAACCAGAGCCAGCAGUUACUACCAUCUAUCUAAGUCUGGGAAAUGACAGCAUCAAGGUUGUGACUCAAAAUCUGACCUGGGACGGUGCCAAGAAACACUGCGAAGGUGAUAAAGCCAACUUGGCUAGCCUGCGAAAUGAGUGGACGCAGGCCUAUGUCGAGCUGCUGGCUAUGAAUCUCAAAACUCCUCUGUGGAUUGGACUGAACAAACAGCAGACAAACAAUUAUUUUAGGUAUAUUGAUGGCUGGCACCUGAACUCUGCCAACUGGGCUGAAGGUGAACCAAGCAGAGACAAACCCUGUGUGUACCUGGAUGUCGAUGGAAAAUGGAAGACUGCUUUCUGCAAUCGGACCAUGAACAGUGUUUGCAUGCAGUCUACAGACGUGCCACCAACAGAGUCAACCAACUUCCCAGGGAUUUGCCCUGAAGAGACGAAUGAGGAGUACCACCAGAGUUACACCUGGCUGCCAUUUAAGGGUCAUUGUUACUUGUUUAUAACAGAGGAAAUUGAAUGGGCAGAUGCAGCUAGCAGCUGUAUCAGGCAUGGUGGAAGCCUGGCGAGCAUCGAAGAUCCUGCUGAGCAACAAUUUAUUAAAAGCUACGUGGUGAUAUUUCAAGAUAGCCACAGCGGUUUCUGGAUUGGCCUGUAUAAAACUCAUAAAGGGUCAUGGCUGUGGUUGGAUAAAACAGUCAUGGACUACACUAACUGGGCUGAGGAUGAGCCUGAUAAUGACUUUGGAGGGAUCGGAACCUCAGAUGGGGCUUGGAGGACAGGUCGCAGAUGGCACGACAGAGCAUACAUCUGUAAAACACCCAAAGUGAUGCCCUUAGAUCCAGGAUCAAAACCUGAACCUCAUGGAGGUAAGGAUCCUCGCAGUCGUGUCCACACGACUUUGAUAGUUGUGCUGAUCAUUGCUGUCAUUUCUACGAUGAUGGCCUUUGCAUUCUUCUUCUACAAGAAGUCUCCUCGUCCUUCACCCGUUCCCUUUGACAAUCCACUCUACUUCGACAGUGAACGAUCCCAGCCUGAUGUGGUUGAUACCAAUAAACUGAUAGAGAAUGCAGAAGAAGUAGUAAACCCUGAGCCUAUUAUAACUCUGUGAAUUAUAAAGUAGCAGAAUCUAGUGGGACAUACACUAUACUGUACUGUAUCCCAGACUGAUGUAUUACACUUUGAUGCUUCAUUAGUGUUGUUGCUUUUUUACUAUAUUUCGUAUGUAUUCAGUUAUUUAACAAUAUGUCACUAAGUGUGAGUUUCAAUGGAGUUGGCAAUGUCUGACCUCAUUGAACAAAACAAUUUAGGCUCUAGGAUGUCUCAAUGGGAAUGACUGGCAUUUGAUUUUGUCAUUUUAUCUAUGAUUGAAUGUAUAUAAUUGUGACAUGUUAUGCUUAUGCUCACUAGAUGCUGUUCAUUGCUUGAACUCUUGAAAUGUAUAAACAAAAAUCUCACUGCCUGUCACUGUUAAAUGAACAUUAAAAUUGGCACUAAAGAAUAAAUAGAAUGAGUUAUAUCUGAUGAAUUAAAGGUCUUAUUGAUUACA